AUGAUUGCCGCACAGUUUCUCUCUGCUCUCGCUAUUGUGUUUCUCAUUGGAGAGAGUGGAGCUUGGUACUACAAUGCCUCCACCAAACUCAUGACGUAUGAUGAAGCCAGUGCGUAUUGUCAGGAGAAGUACACACAUCUGGUAGCAAUUCAAAACAAAGAAGAGAUCGAGUACUUAAACUUUACAUUGAGCUAUUCACCAAGUUAUUACUGGAUUGGAAUCAGAAAGGUCAAUAAUGUAUGGAUCUGGGUGGGGACCCAGAAGCCUCUGACAGAAGAAGCCAAGAACUGGGCUCCCGGUGAACCAAAUAACAAGAGAAACAACGAGGACUGUGUAGAAAUCUAUAUCCAGAGACCCCAUGAUUCAGGCAUGUGGAAUGAUGAGAGAUGUGACAAAAAGAAACUGGCUUUGUGCUACACAGCUUCCUGCACCCAUGCAUCCUGCAGUAGUCAUGGCGAAUGCAUAGAGACCAUCAAUAGUUACACCUGCAAGUGCUACCCUGGCUUCAGUGGACACAACUGUGAGCAAGUUGUGACAUGUAAAGCACAGGAACAGCCUGAACAUGGAAGCCUGAACUGCACCCACCCUUUCGGGAACUUCAGCUACAAUUCUUCCUGCUCUUUCAGCUGUGAAAGGGGCUACUUGCCCAGCAGUAUGGAGACCACGCUGCGGUGUAUGUCUUCUGGAGAGUGGAGUGCUUCUGCACCAGCCUGCCAUGUGGUUGAGUGUGAAGCUUUGACACAUCCUGCUAAUGGGGUCAGGAAAUGUUCCCCAAAUCCUGAGAGCUUCCCAUGGAAUGCAACCUGUGCAUUUGAUUGUGAAGAAGGAUACAAACUAAUCGGAGCUCAGAACCUCCAGUGUACCUCAUCCGGAAACUGGGACAACAAGAAGCCAGUGUGUAAAGCUGUGACCUGUGAUGCCAUCCAGCAGCCUCAGCAUGGCUCUGUGAGCUGCAACCACUCCGAGGCUGGAGAGUUUGCCUUCAAGUCAUCCUGCAGCUUCAGCUGUGCGGAGAGCUUCGUGUUGCAGGGGGCAGCCCAGGUUGAAUGCAAUGUACAAGGGCUGUGGACACCACAGAUCCCUGUGUGCAAAGCUUUCCAGUGUGAAGCUUUAUCCAGGCCACAGCGAGGCUACAUGAAGUGUCUUCAUAGUGCUUCUGGAAUGUUCCCAAGUGGAUCCACCUGUGAGUUCUUCUGUGACCAAGGAUUUGAGUUAAAGGGAUCCAAAAGGCUCCAGUGUGGCCCAAGAGGAGAGUGGGAUGGCAAAAAGCCCACAUGUGUAGCUGUGAAAUGUGACGCUGUCUCUCAGCCCCAGAAUGGCUCCAUGAAGUGUGUUCAUGCUGCUACUGGAGAAUUCACCUACAAGUCUUCUUGUGCCUUCCACUGUGAGGAAGGCUUUAAAUUACAUGGAUCAGUUCAACUUGAGUGUACAGCUCAUGGACAGUGGACCCAGGAGGUCCCCUCCUGCCAAGUGGUACAAUGUUCAAGCCUUGACGUUCCAGGAAAGAUCAACAUGAGCUGCAUUGGAGCUCCUGUGUUUGGCACUGUGUGUGAGUUUGCUUGCCCGGAAGAAUGGAUACUCAAUGGAUCGGCAGCUCUGACAUGUGGUGCCACAGGACACUGGUCUGGGAUGCUGCCUACCUGUGAAGCUCCCAUCAAGCCGGUCCUCCCCUUGGCAGCUGCACUUUCCACCGCAGGAACCUCACUCCUGGCAAUGUCGUCAUUUCUCUUCUGGCUUCUGAAAUACUUUAGGAAGAAAGCAAAGAAAUUUGUUCCUGCUAGUAGCUGCCAAAGCCUGGAAUCAUAUGGAAAUUACCAAAUACCUUCUCACUUCACCUAAAUUCAAAAUAAUCAGAAACGCAGAUGCAUUCAGGGAGGUAGAGAGAAGCACUGAAGACAGAAAAUGAACGUCGAUGGGAUCCUGGCCUCUGUUGCCUACUUUACAGCUGGAAUCGUGACUCCACAGAUCAAAAUCAGUGGGCAAGGCCAGCCUUCCUCCCAAAAGUCACAGUUUCUUCUUUCUUAGCCACAAGAUGAAGAAUGUGAUGACUAUGGAAGCUAAAGUGGGUCUUCCUCAAGCAAGAGUGAAAAGACUUGGGGCUCUGCAGUAGCAGAAUGCCUUUUCUAACUCUUACGUAAUCAUUCUGGAAUCUGGGGAAAGAAACAGUGCUUCUGGCUUUGUUUAUUUCUCUUGUUCCACAUAGUGUUUCAACUGCUAAUGCCAUCAUUGUUGUUAUGGGGAUGAGCAAUAUUUAUCAGCAGUUUCCAUCAAACAAGUUGACUAAAUAUAUUUUCUAUCUUGAAAAGACUGGCAAAAUUUUCACACCCUCAAGCAAUGGCGUGGG
This is a messenger RNA of Nannospalax galili (Upper Galilee mountains blind mole rat), 2344 nucleotides long. RefSeq names its product selectin E (gene Sele). Bases 1 to 1839 code for a protein of 612 amino acids. The transcript is spliced from 13 exons. Gene Ontology annotation, molecular function: sialic acid binding; oligosaccharide binding; calcium ion binding. Gene Ontology annotation, cellular component: membrane; external side of plasma membrane. The record is from RefSeq and is a predicted model, not a curated record. NCBI's taxonomy places the organism in Eukaryota, Metazoa, Chordata, Mammalia, Rodentia, Spalacidae. Gene Ontology annotation, biological process: leukocyte tethering or rolling; response to cytokine; heterophilic cell-cell adhesion.